This is a messenger RNA of Suillus bovinus, 675 nucleotides long. RefSeq lists its product as uncharacterized. The coding region runs from base 1 to 675 and encodes 224 amino acids. NCBI's taxonomy places the organism in Eukaryota, Fungi, Basidiomycota, Agaricomycetes, Boletales, Suillaceae. The transcript has a single exon. The record is from RefSeq and is a predicted model, not a curated record.
AUGUGCGCGUCGUUGACUCGUAAUUGGCUUAUGAAGGAGUUGCGUCUCCGUCAGUUGAAUUAUAAGUGCUGUGUCGACUUGGUCUUGAAGCCUGAGGAUUCUGUGGAUGAAGAGGAGGAGGAGGAGGUAGAAGGAUUAGCUGAUGAGGAGGACGAUGCAAAGACUGAUGAAGACGAGGGCGGUCCAACUGACCACGAAGACACAAAGGAGGAUGACAUGAAGACUGAUGAAAAAGAGUUGAGUCGCUAUGAAGACGAAAAAGAUGACCCAAAGACUGACGAAGAAGCCGAUUCAACUCACUAUGAAGACGAAAAGGACGGUGAUACAAAGACUGACGAAGAAGGCGAUGAAACUCACUUCGAAGAUGAAAAGGAGGACGACCCAAAAACUGACGAAGGCGAGGGCGAUCCAACCCACUUUGAAGACGAAAAAGAAGACGACCCAAAGACUGAUGAAGAUCAAGGCGAUGCAAGUCACUACGAAGACGAAAAGGACGACGACAGUAAGACUGACGAACACGAGGCCAUUACCAAUGACCAUGAUGAAGAUACCAAGGAGGACGAAGACGAGGGCUAUACAAGCUACGAUGAUGAAAACAAAACCUCGGUGAUUGGAUGCGCAGGAUUUGAAGUUGAGUGCGAUGCAGAAAAGGUGGUGGUUAUUUCAGCUUGUUGA